Trichomycterus rosablanca is the source of this 1208-nucleotide messenger RNA. Its product is annotated as potassium channel subfamily K member 16-like. Lineage: Eukaryota; Metazoa; Chordata; Actinopteri; Siluriformes; Trichomycteridae. The coding region runs from base 1 to 930 and encodes 309 amino acids. The transcript has 5 exons. Gene Ontology annotation, biological process: potassium ion transmembrane transport; stabilization of membrane potential. Gene Ontology annotation, molecular function: outward rectifier potassium channel activity; potassium ion leak channel activity. The record is from RefSeq and is a predicted model, not a curated record. Gene Ontology annotation, cellular component: plasma membrane.
AUGGCUCAGCUCCAGGUUAGAGGUGCAAGGUUUAGCUGGACUACAGCGCUCGCCCUGUUCCAAUUUACCUACCUGCUGCUGGGGGCUACUGUUUUCCAACUGCUUGAGAAAGAGGCCGAGAGCCAGAACCGCAACCACUUUCAGAUCGAGAAGCUCAACUUUCUGGCCAACUACACCUGCCUGGAUGGACCAGCAUUGGAGAAGUUUGUGAAGAUCAUCUUAGAUGCUUGGGAACAUGGCGUGAACCCUUCUGGAAAUUCCACUAACCCAAGUAACUGGGAUUUUGGCAGUUCUUUCUUCUUUGCAGGAACAGUAGUAACCACUAUAGGUUAUGGGAAUCUGUCACCCACCACAUAUUCUGGGCAGGUUUUCUGUGUCUUUUACGCUCUGUGUGGCAUCCCUCUUAACUUGGCCUUCCUUAACCAGCUCAGCAAGUGUCUUACCCUUCAUCUUGGCCGUUUGGAACGUAGCAUGAUCUCAGUGGUGCCUCACAAGCAGUGUGUGGAAGUGCUGGCAGUGGUCUUAUUUUUGCUGAUGGGCAGUGUGCUCUUCCUGGUCUUUCCCCCAUUGAUCUUUAGCUAUGUGGAGGGCUGGUCAUAUGGAGAGGGCUUCUAUUACGCCUUUAUAACUCUCAGCACCAUUGGCUUUGGAGACUAUGUGGUUGGAAAUGGCCAGAACAAGCAGAAUGUGUCUGUGUACCGCAGCCUGGCAGCAGUGUGGAUCAUCUUUGCUCUGGCAUGGCUUGCCCUUAUCCUUAACAUUGGCGCCAGGAUCAUGGAGUAUUUUCUUUGCUUCCAGCAGCUCUCUGUCACUCCCGGAGAUGAGCAUAGACCUUCAGAAGGAAAGCAGGAGGAUGGCCUGAGUACACCAGAGAUGCGUUCUUCAGAGAACGGCAAGGGAAAGUACUUUAUUAAAAUCAGAGCAGCUUAGGUAACAGCUGUUGUCAGAUGGGAAACUGGGCUGACAUGUUUCAACUAUACUAUUUUAUAAAUAUUAAUACGGAGGUUACAGUGUGGGUGGUUCAUUAUGCACAGUUAACAUUGUACACUUGAUGUCUAACUGAAUGUCAGCAUAUCAUUUAUUUGUAUGGUUUAUUUUAUACACAUUAGCAAUGGGUGUGGCAGAAGCACCUGAACUCAAUAAGGAGAUUUCAUAAUUUUUUUCAACAAAUGUUUUAUUUAUUUUAUUUUUUGACUAAAUUAUUUAAA